Sardina pilchardus (European sardine) is the source of this 502-nucleotide messenger RNA. RefSeq names its product g6f-like (gene g6fl). Gene Ontology annotation, biological process: interleukin-15-mediated signaling pathway; T cell activation; positive regulation of ERK1 and ERK2 cascade. Gene Ontology annotation, molecular function: MHC class II protein binding; protein tyrosine kinase binding. The record is from RefSeq and is a predicted model, not a curated record. Gene Ontology annotation, cellular component: membrane raft; external side of plasma membrane. NCBI's taxonomy places the organism in Eukaryota, Metazoa, Chordata, Actinopteri, Clupeiformes, Clupeidae.
GCAGGGUGUGUUUCUCCCUGACGUUAUUUGUGUGUGUGUGUGUUUGUGAGAGAGAGAGAGAGGUAACGUCGUGUCUCUGAUGUAAAGAUGGAUUUUCUCUUAAGGCUGUGUGUGUUUCUCCUGACCUGGAUGCCAGCUAUCACCACCACCAUCACUGGGGCCAGAGAUGUGGACUGGGACGAUGUGGUGCUGGCGGAGCGGAACUCCAACGUCACGCUGCCGUGCGAGUUCAGGCCCCUGGCGACCAAUCACGUCGUCAACUGGAUGAUGACACCGCUGGGCGCGGCCGACAGAGUGGCGCUGCUCUCAGCCAAUCACAAGAGCGAGUUCCUGCACUCCCGCAAGACCGGCCUUGGGCUGGCCAAUCGGAACUACCCGAAGACGGGCGACCUGUCUCUACGGAUGGUCGCCACGGAGACGGAUGUGGGGCGGUACUGGUGUCUCGUGGAGCAGGCGGGAAAACAGCUGAAGAUGAGCGUAGUGCUUCUGGCGCUCGUGGACA